Molecule: messenger RNA, 1202 nt
Organism: Synchiropus splendidus (mandarinfish)
Lineage: Eukaryota; Metazoa; Chordata; Actinopteri; Syngnathiformes; Callionymidae
Product: interleukin-10 receptor subunit beta-like
Exons: 7
Coding region: 157-1125 (322 amino acids)
Molecular function (GO): protein binding
Source: RefSeq, a predicted model, not a curated record
GAAGAGCUGUCGCCAACCGCUUCUCGUGACGUCAGAACGACUUUCGCUUUCUUCGGGUUCGUCAAGUUUCGCUUCUCCUCGGCUGUUUCCGGCACUUGUUCCAGGAAAUAAUGAGGGGCUGACUGGAACCGACGGCCGUGGUUCCGAGCCGCGAUCAUGUUCGGCGCUCUGCUUCUGCUCGUCCUCGGCGUCUCGUCACGGCCGGUGACGUCCUCAGCUCUGGACGCCCCCAGAAACGUGCGCUUGACCUCCGUCAACAUGAACCUGCAGCUGGAGUGGGACCCGCCGGAGGGGGGCGCCCGCGACCUGCUCUACUCCACCCAGUUCUGGGCGCGCAUGAGCCCGGCCCAGGUCACGGCCGGCUGCGUCAACACGACGCGGCGCCGCUGCGACCUCAGCGCCGUGGCGCGGCCCGUCUCGGAGUUUGGCGCGUACGUGGGCAGCGUGCGGGCUCAGCGCGGAGCCCAGACCUCCAGCUGGACCCACAGCAACUCACUCACCCUGUUCAGAGACACUGUGAUCGGACCCCCGGGCCUGGCCCUCCUCUCCAGGGGCUCCUCCUUGGAGGUGGUCAUCACCGACCCAGAAUUCUCGGUGUCCUCGCUGCGGUCCACCUUUCCUGACGCCACCUACAACCUCUCCUACUGGAGGGAGGGGGAGCAGCAGGUCCAGCGGAUCCCCGACGCCCAGCAGAACCGACUGGUCCUGAAUGAGCUGCAGCCAUGGAGCAGGUACUGCGCGGAGGUCCACAUCCGGACGGAGCUGGCCGGAGCCAGCCGACCCAGCGGGACUGUCUGCGAGAGCACCAGCAGCAGCGAGGAGGCCGCUCCGUGGCUGGCGGCAGCGGUGACGGCCGCCGUCCUGGCGCUUCUGGUUGCUCUGCUGGUGAUUGGCGUGCGCCACCGUCAAAGCAUCUCGUACUUCCUCUGUCCGCAGGAAGUGAUGCCGGAACACUGGAAGCAGUACCUGCUGGCUCCGCCCUCCUCACUGCUCACACAGCAGGCGCCCCCCACUGAGGACUACCACCCGCUCAGCGUCCUUCCCGAGCAGCCCGCAGAAGCACAGCGCCCCCUGGAUUCUCCCUGCAGUGACGCCACUGUCGACGGGACCGUCUGGCCAUGCUGAGCUCCAGUCAGCAGGUGGCGCUGCCCUCUGCUCCUCGAGCUUUUCGAUGAUGAAUAAAUGGUCGUGUUUGUGACGAA